This is a messenger RNA of Lachancea nothofagi CBS 11611, 1410 nucleotides long. NCBI's taxonomy places the organism in Eukaryota, Fungi, Ascomycota, Saccharomycetes, Saccharomycetales, Saccharomycetaceae. The record is from the annotation of a GenBank genome assembly.
AUGGCUCUAAAAAAUACGAUAAGAACCCAUAUUGUAGGUUCCGAGUUUCAGCUCAAGAAUAAUGACCUUUCGACGCUACUGAGGUUUCUCGUUCAGCUAUUCUCGCUGGCAAGAUAUUUGUUGAUUUAUAAUAUAUGGAGUUGUAAGACAUGGCUUGUUGAGCAAUCUGUAGAGUCAAAGUGUGGAAUUUGGCUUGCUAAAAUGAUAGGCCGGGCUUUGAUAUGUAUCCCAUUCGUGGGCGAGGCGCUAGCACGCGCCUUUGAUCGAAUAAUAGCGGCUGUCAAAUUCAAAAAAUUACCGCUGAUGAGACGCAUUAAACAGUUUCUGGAGACCCUUUUUCAAUUGUCCCUUGUCGAUCUAACGUUGAGAAAUGCCAACAUAAAGUUUAUUCAGACUGGCGACCCGCUUCAAAUAGAAACUAGCCCAGACAAACCCCAGACCGCACUUUUAAUCGCCAACCAUCGCUCCAUCAUGGAUUACACGCUGAUAAAUUGUCUAGUUCAAGGCGACAGGCCUUUUGGUGCCCCGGAGUACCUGUGGAGCCUUUUAAAGGGGCAGAAUUUACAAUACAUUCCGAAGCUGAAGUUCGUUUCGUGGGGACGAAUUUCAAAUAUGCCUUCUAUCGGAUUCAUAGCCAACAUAAUGAUGAAGGAUGAAAAUGCCGCCAUCAGCACUAGCGAUGUCGAGUCCUUUCUUAAACAAGAGGGCAAUCAAAUACUAGCAAUGUUUCCAGAGGUUAAUGUACUAACGCCCGAGUUGCGCCUGGUGCAGAGAAAACUAACGAAAGACAGCUAUUUGCCCAUGAUGAACAACGUCCUGUACCCAAGGUUCAAGAAUUUCACAUCCACUGUGAAAUGUUUGGCGCACCUCCAGCAUGUUGAGAAAUCUCGUAAAGUCCGAUAUUUGCGAAAAGCAGUAACCAGAGCUAGCGGUAUGGUGUCCAAAGUAAAGCAUUCUAAAUCAAAGGUUGACGCCGAAGAGAUUGCACAAGUGAGCUUGUUCUUGGGUGAAGAUGGGUUGGACGCACCAACUGUAAACGUAGCAACUCGCCCUAAGUUGUUGAAGACCUCUUUGAGGAUAGAUCCAUUCGUGUGGGAUUUCACCAUUGUCUACUAUCGCGCCAAACUUUCAUCUGGACGAGAACAUGCCCACGUACAUAAAUUGGAACUGCAUCGAAUUGAUGAAGAAAAUGACCAUUAUCAACUGGAACAAAUAACACCUUCUUUUUUACAGCUUCUGGGAUCGAGAUUUCAAGACUCACCCAUUCUAAUCAGAAUCCAUCUAAACAAAUACCCGUUAUCAAAUUUAAUGAAACUAAGCGACAGGAAAUUAGAAUCAUGGCUCGAGAAAACUUGGUUGGAGAAAGACCUAAUGCUGGAUUCCAUGCAGAAAAAUGUUAAGAUUAAUUAA